This is a messenger RNA of Heterostelium album PN500, 2268 nucleotides long. It is a transcript of the gene aatA, whose product is annotated as aspartate aminotransferase. The transcript has 4 exons. Gene Ontology annotation, cellular component: mitochondrion. NCBI's taxonomy places the organism in Eukaryota, Evosea, Eumycetozoa, Acytosteliales, Acytosteliaceae. Gene Ontology annotation, biological process: biosynthetic process; amino acid metabolic process. The coding region runs from base 1 to 2268 and encodes 755 amino acids. Gene Ontology annotation, molecular function: acid phosphatase activity; L-aspartate:2-oxoglutarate transaminase activity; pyridoxal phosphate binding. The record is from RefSeq and is a predicted model, not a curated record.
AUGCCACAUCUAGAGGUGGCGAGAUUCAUUCAUUGGGUGCAUCUCACCAAUCUGACACCGAAUACAACCUAUUAUUUCUCGUGUGGAUCCGAUGCCCACGGAUGGAGCGAUGAGAGAAGAUUCAAAACACAAUCGAACGAUCCAAAUGCCAGCUAUACAUUUGUGGUUGGUGGCGAUGUCGAUACUACAGAGGUAGCAGAAUCCAUCUCGAAAAUCGCUGCUCAACAAUCGCCGAUGUUUGCUCUGGUCGGUGGUGACUUGGCGUAUGACCGUGCACAGUACAGCUGCUAUCGUAUCGUUGAUAAAUGGCUGGACACCUGGCAAAAGGUUAUGGUGACACCGGAAGGUAACUCGAUUCCUAUUGUCAGCGCCGUCGGAAACCACGAAGUAAUCGGUGACUAUCAAGCAUCGAGAGAUCGUAUUCCAUUCUACCUUCGUUAUUUCCCACAGAUGUCAAAGGAAAAUGACCCUGGACAAGAUGUCGAUAGUCGUCCUUCCUAUGGAGCACUGACAAUCGGUGGACCAAAUGGAACUGUUAUAAUGCGUUUAGACAGUGGACACAUAGCCGAUGCCACUCUUUCUAAACAAGCCGAUUACAUGUCAAACGCUUUCGAUAAUCAAUUCAAAAAUUCACUCUACAGAUUCGCACUCUAUCACGUACCUGCCUAUCCAACUAUCAGAGCAUACACAACCAAAUACAGUGCUGACAUUCGUGAAAAGUUUGUACCAGUCUUUGAUAAAUAUAAAUUCCAAAUUUCAUUUGAAAAUCAUGAUCAUGCAUAUAAAAGAUCACUUCCAUUGUAUGCAGAUGAAAUUGCUAGUACACCAACCGAUGGUAAGAUCAAUGGAACUGUAUAUAUGGGUGAUGGUAAUUGGGGUGUUUCUAGUAGAACUCUUCCAUCUUCAAGAUGGUAUCAAGCUUUCACUGCUAAAGAUAAUUAUAUAUUAAGAGUGGAUAUUACACCAAAAGAAAUCACAUAUAAAGCACUUAAUGUAGAAAACAAUAUGUUGACAAGAUCAAACAGAGUUUUCCAACCAAUUUUCAGAUAUUACUCAAGCGGUAGAUGGUCAAAGGUACAAAAGGGACCAGAAGACCCAAUCUUGGGUGUCAGUGUUGCUUUCAACAAGGAUACAUCGCCAUCAAAGAUCAAUCUUGGUGUCGGUGCCUACCGUGAUGAGAACGGUAAGCCAUUCGUUUUGGACUGCGUAAAAAAGGCCGACAAGAAGAUCUUUGAAGCCGGUGUCGACCACGAGUACGCACCAAUCGCAGGUGUUGCAUCGUUCAACCAAUUGUCCGCCCAAUUGGCACUCGGUGAAGACUCUGCUCCAUUGAAGGAGAAGCGUGUCGUCACUGUCCAAGCGAUCUCUGGUACUGGUGCCCUCCGUAUCGCCGCUGAAUUCAUCGCUCGUUUCCUCCCAGGUGCCACCGCCUACGUUCCAAACCCAACCUGGGGUAACCACAAUGUGAUUUUCGCCGACAGCGGUGUUCCAGUCAAGUCCUACACCUACUACAACCCAUCGAACUGUGGAUUGAACUUUGAAGGAAUGUUCAAGGAUAUCCAAGCCGCACCAAACGGAUCCGUCAUUUUGUUGCACGCCUGCGCUCACAACCCAACCGGUGUCGACCCAUCGUUGGAACAAUGGCAAAAGCUCUCCACUCUCUGCAAGGAGAAGCAACAUUUCGUACUCUUUGAUUUCGCCUACCAAGGUUUCGCCUCUGGUUCACCGGAGAAGGAUGCCGAGCCAAUCAGAUUAUUCGUAAAGGACGGUCACGAGAUUGGACUUUGCCAAUCGUUCGCCAAGAAUUUCGGUCUCUACGGAGAGCGUAUCGGUGCCUUCUCAUUGAUUGCCGCCACCGCCGAGGAAGCCUCCAACAUCGAGUCGCAAUUGAAGAUUUUGAUUCGUCCAAUGUACUCGAAUCCACCAGUAUACGGUGCCCGUUUGGUAUCAACCAUCCUUUCAAACAAGGAUUUGACCAGCGAGUGGCGUUCCGAAGUCAAGUUGAUGGCUGAUCGUAUCAUCAACAUGAGAGAACAAUUGGUUAAAUACUUGAAGCAACACGGUUCCACUCGUAACUGGGACCAUAUCACCAACCAAAUCGGUAUGUUCUGUUACACCGGUCUCACCCCAGAGCAAGUCGACCGUUUAGCCUCUGAAUUCCACAUCUAUUUGACCAGAAACGGUCGUAUCUCCAUCGCCGGUAUUAACUCACGUAACGUCGAAUAUUUGGCUAAAGCUAUGCACAAGGUUACCUCUGAAUCAAAGUAA